AUGCUUUCUGUCCUUCCUUUGACGCUUCUGUCAUUGCUCUCCGCUAUCGGAUUUGCUUCCGGCUCGUCUCGUUCGGUUUCGGGGCAGUCCUUUGCCCAGACUGGCCUGCUCUUGCUCUUGCAGCAUGUCGGUCUAACCAAUGGUGUCUCCUUGGACAGCCGGGCAAACAACUUGCAGACAGACACCAACGGGUCGAGUUUCAUUUGGACGAUCCAGGACACGUAUGAGGGGAAGACCUUUUUUGAUACGUUCGAUUUCUUCACGGGCAGUGAUCCUACACAUGGCAUGGUGAACUAUACUGACCGGGAGACGGCCCUUGCGAAUAAUCUCACGUUCAUCACGGACGAUGGCAAAGUUAUCAUGAAAGGAGACGACACCACCACGCUUGCUUCAGGAGUUUACCGUAAUAGCGUGCGUAUCUCUAGCCAGAAACAAUACAACACGGGUCUGUUCAUCCUGGACCUGAAUCACGCCCCUUGGGGUUGCGGUGUAUGGCCUGCCUGGUGGACACUGGGCGGUGGUCAAUGGCCCUACACUGGCGAGAUUGAUAUCAUUGAGGGCGUGCACGAUAACGCACACAACCAGGUGACAUGGCAUACUGGCCCCAAUUGCACGCUGAACACGAAUGCGACGUUCACCGGCACCGUGGUUACCACAAACGGGCAGCCCAAUACGCUUUGCGACGGGACGCUCAACAACAACGCCGGAUGCGGUGUCACCGAAUGGAGUCGGGCGUCCUAUGGCCCAGUCUUCGACGCCCAAGGCGGAGGCGUGUUUGCCAUGAAGUGGGAUGACCAGGGCAUCGCCGUCUGGUCGUUCUAUCGCGUGGCCGUCCCAGCCGACGUCCUCUCCGGCAAUCCUGAUCCUUCAAACUGGGGAGAGCCUGUCGCGAUGCUGGAUCCGAGCGGGUGUGACCCCAUCGCGAACUUCGUGAACCACUCGAUUGUAUUCGACAUCACUUUCUGCGGCGAUUGGGCAGGCAACUCAUACGCCACCUCUGGCUGUCCCGGGACGUGUACGGAUCGCCUGAUGGAUCCGAGCAACUUCGUCAACGCGUCCUGGAGCAUCAAUACCCUGAAGGUGUAUCGGAAACAAACCCUUACGGGCCUCGUCAGUGGCGGACAGAGGGAGACGUCCGUACCUGCUCUUCACCAGGUGAUCUGGCUGGGAAUUGCGCUUCCCAUGCUCGCCCUCGUGGUUCUGUAG
Dichomitus squalens LYAD-421 SS1 is the source of this 1206-nucleotide messenger RNA. Its product is annotated as glycoside hydrolase family 16 protein. Gene Ontology annotation, biological process: glucan catabolic process. The transcript is spliced from 14 exons. The coding region runs from base 1 to 1206 and encodes 401 amino acids. Gene Ontology annotation, molecular function: hydrolase activity, hydrolyzing O-glycosyl compounds. Lineage: Eukaryota; Fungi; Basidiomycota; Agaricomycetes; Polyporales; Polyporaceae. The record is from RefSeq and is a predicted model, not a curated record.